Messenger RNA from Jatropha curcas, 1120 nucleotides. RefSeq names its product tonoplast intrinsic protein 4;1 (gene TIP4;1). Gene Ontology annotation, biological process: water transport; transmembrane transport. Lineage: Eukaryota; Viridiplantae; Streptophyta; Magnoliopsida; Malpighiales; Euphorbiaceae. Gene Ontology annotation, molecular function: water channel activity. The record is from RefSeq and is a predicted model, not a curated record. Gene Ontology annotation, cellular component: membrane.
AAUGCCCUUCGUAUUAAUAUUUUUAGAAUUUUAAUGACCACUUGAGGGUUUAAAAAUCAAAUUAAUUCCUUUAUCUUUAACGAGUAAAAAAAAAAACACAGUAAGCCAGUGCUUAUAUAUAUCGUCAUUGUCCUUUCUCUCAGCAAAACCAAACCUUUCUUUACCAGUAAAGUUUGAUAUAUAGAGAGAUGGCGAAGAUCGCCUUAGGAUCUAGGCGGGAGGCCACCCAGCCCGACUGCAUCAAAGCCCUUAUCGUCGAGUUUAUUACAACCUUCCUCUUUGUCUUUGCCGGAGUUGGAUCAGCCAUGGCUGCUGAUAAACUAGUGGGAGGUCCUCUAGUGGGCUUGUUUUUUGUGGCUGUGGCCCAUGCACUUGUUGUGGCCGUCAUGAUAUCGGCCGGCCACAUCUCCGGCGGCCAUCUCAACCCAGCAGUUACUCUUGGCCUCCUUUUUGGCGGUCACAUCACCCUCGUCCGAUCUAUUCUUUACUGGAUUGACCAAUUAUUAGCAUCUUCAGCUGCUUGUCUCCUUCUCAACUACCUCACAGGAGGCUUAGCCACUCCGGUACAUACACUAGCAAGUGGGGUAGGGUACCUUCAAGGUGUGGUAUGGGAGAUUAUAUUGACAUUUUCCUUGCUGUUCACUGUCUAUGCCACUAUUGUGGACCCCAAGAAGGGUGCCAUUGAUGGGCUGGGCCCAACACUGACUGGGUUCGUAGUUGGGGCUAAUAUCUUAGCUGGUGGAGCAUUUUCUGGAGCAUCCAUGAACCCAGCCCGAUCAUUUGGGCCAGCUUUGGUGAGCUGGGACUGGACUGACCACUGGGUUUACUGGGUUGGACCCCUUAUUGGUGGUGGGCUUGCUGGGUUCAUCUAUGAAAAUUUCUUCAUCAUAAGAUCUCAUAUUCCAAUCCCAAUCGUUGAAGAAAAUUACUGAAGUACUAGCAUCGUCUUGCACUUGUUGCCCACCAACUCUUUUUCAAUCUAUUACAUCCUUGUGUAUCCGUUUGACAUGUCAUAUGUUUUUGACAUUUUGUUAGAUGUACUUAGUGUGUUUAGUUUGAUAAAUUAUAUGUAUUAAUCAAUAAUUUUGAAUGUUAUGUCUUAUUAGAUUUUCCAUUUUUA